Molecule: messenger RNA, 2630 nt
Organism: Mangifera indica (mango)
Lineage: Eukaryota; Viridiplantae; Streptophyta; Magnoliopsida; Sapindales; Anacardiaceae
Product: alkaline/neutral invertase A, mitochondrial-like
Exons: 6
Coding region: 241-2283 (680 amino acids)
Biological process (GO): sucrose catabolic process
Cellular component (GO): mitochondrion
Molecular function (GO): endo-alpha-N-acetylgalactosaminidase activity; sucrose alpha-glucosidase activity
Source: RefSeq, a predicted model, not a curated record
UUUCUUGUAACCAAAAACAGAGCCCUUCUUUCAAAGCAUCCUCGUUCAACGAUCGUCCGACACCAUUUUCCUCUUGUCAGAUUCUUUAUCUCAAAUCACUAAUCUGUCUCUUCUCCUUUUGUGAGUUUUAUUUCUUCUUUCUUCUCUCAAAUACUUCCUUAAGGUUGUAUAAUCUACAUAGCGAUACACAGAUUUUACACCAUCUGAUUUGUUUUUCACCCAAAAUCUUCUUUCUUUGUAAUGAAAACAAUAACUCUUCUGGGCAAUUCUACAAUGAAGCACUCCGGCAGAUUCCUAAUGACUCGUGGGAAUGGUUCAAUUUUGUCCUUACCAACCCUUAAACACCAGUACCAACACCAUACUUUAACCAAAAAUUUUCUAACUUUUGGUCAGAGCAACCAAAUCCAAUCACGUCCUUUUGAAAUUUGGAGCGUUCGACGCAUAUUCUACAAUACCCAGAAAUGUUUUUGCGCUUUGAGCCCUAGUUUUGGCCAAACCAGGGUUGUCUCAAGGCCUUAUUGUGGUGUUUCGACUAAAAGUAGAGGUUUCUGCCUUGCAGCUUUUAGUUUAGCAUCUAAAGUUCAAAACUUGUCAACUUCUGUUGAGACUCGUGUGAAUGAUACGAAUUUUGAAAGAAUUUAUGUUCAAAAUGGUGUCAAUGUUAAGCCUUUGGUUGUUGAGAGAAUUGAUAAAGAUGAAAACAUCGCGGUAGUGCAAGAAUCAAUAGCUGAAGUUGACAGUGUUGAAGAUGUUGAUGGAGACAAAAAUCUGGAGGGUGUUAAGAGAUUAGUGAUUGAGACUAGUCCUAGGAGAGAAGAGACUGAUAUCGAAAAGGAGGCAUGGAGAUUGUUGCAAGAAUCUGUUGUAAGGUAUUGUGGGAGUCCUGUAGGGACUAUGGCUGCUAAUGAUCCUAAUGAUAAACAACCGUUGAAUUAUGAUCAAGUGUUUAUUCGUGAUUUCGUGCCUUCUGCUUUGGCUUUCUUGUUGAGAGGAGAAGCUGAAAUAGUGAAGAAUUUCCUCCUUCAUACCUUGCAGUUACAGAGUUGGGAGAAAACAGUGGACUGCUACAGCCCAGGACAGGGAUUGAUGCCUGCCAGUUUUAAAGUCAGAAAUGUACCUCUUGAUGACAAUAAGUUUGAAGAAGUCCUAGAUCCAGAUUUUGGUGAAUCAGCAAUUGGUCGUGUUGCACCUGUGGAUUCUGGGUUGUGGUGGAUUAUUCUUUUGAGGGCAUAUGGAAAGAUUACUGGUGACUAUGCAUUGCAAGAAAGGGUGGAUGUUCAGACAGGCAUAAAAUUGAUUAUGAAUUUGUGCUUGGCUGAUGGUUUUGAUAUGUUUCCUUCAUUGUUAGUCACUGAUGGUUCUUGCAUGAUAGACCGUCGGAUGGGUAUCCAUGGUCACCCCCUUGAGAUCCAAGCCUUGUUUUACUCAGCCCUACGGUGUUCCCGUGAGAUGCUGUCAGUUAGUGAAGGAUCCAAGAAUUUAGUUAGAGCAAUCAACAAUAGACUGAGUGCAUUAUCAUUUCACAUCAGAGAAUAUUAUUGGGUGGAUAUGAAGAAGAUCAAUGAAAUAUACCGAUACAAAACAGAAGAAUACUCCAUGGAUGCCACCAACAAGUUUAAUAUUUAUCCUGAACAAAUUCCUGCAUGGCUAAUGGAUUGGAUACCAGAGGAAGGUGGAUAUUUGAUUGGCAAUCUACAACCUGCUCACAUGGAUUUUAGGUUCUUCACACUUGGAAACCUUUGGUCCAUCAUUUCAUCUUUGGGUACUCCAAAGCAAAAUGAAGCUAUUUUAAAUCUUUUUGAAGUCAAAUGGAAUGAUCUUGUGGGGCAUAUGCCUUUGAAGAUAUGUUAUCCUGCUUUGGAGUAUGAAGAGUGGCACAUUAUCACUGGAAGUGACCCAAAGAACACACCAUGGUCAUAUCAUAAUGGUGGAUCUUGGCCAACACUUCUGUGGCAGUUCACAUUGGCAUGCAUCAAGAUGAGAAAAUUCGAAUUAGCCCAGAAGGCAGUUGACAUGGCUGAAAAGAGGCUUUCAGCUGAUCGUUGGCCCGAAUAUUAUGACACCCGAACAGGGAAGUUUAUUGGAAAACAAUCACGACUUUUCCAGACAUGGACUAUUGCUGGGUUCCUGACUUCUAAAAUGCUCCUGGAGAAUCCAGAUAUGGCUUCCUUGUUAUUCUGGGACGAGGAUUAUGAUCUUCUCGAGAUUUGUGUCUGUGCUCUUAGCAAGACUGGGCGGAAGAAAUGCUCACGUGGUGCAGCUAAGUCUCAGAUUCUUGUCUAACUGAGAUACUAUUUCUAUGCAAAGACACUCCCGCCGUAAGGCAGAGUAUCUUUUUAUUGUACAGUGACAAGUUUAGGGCAUAGUAAUAAAAGGUUUUGAUAAAAUGAAAUUUUAGUGUAACAUAUAGAUUUUUUAGUAUAAUUCUUAGUAGUGACUGAUGGUUUAUUUGUCCGAUUGAUUAAUGAAAAAGUUGAUCGUCAUAGUUCGUAUUGACAAGCAUAGAAGGAGGCCCUGGAUAUGCUUCUUUUGCAAGGUCAUCUGUUCUGUAUUCAUAAUAGUAUAUGUAUCAGUUACACAUUCACUUUCUUUAUUCAUUAUUGGAUUGGUUGCAUUGUAUUUUGAUUGUA